AUGAAGCCGCAGAAGAAGCACACCGACCGCUUGCGCCGAUACAGGUGCGCCAGGAAAGUCAUGUGGCAGAUGGGCAAGGGGUCCAACUUCAGGCCAUCGGAGGCGAAGAAAUAUCUGCGUCCCUGCCUGCCCAUCCCCCCAGGCAUGUUACCCCUGGAAGAUCUGGAGAACCGCGGGAACGGCAUGGAUGAGCCCAUCUGCGUAUGCUCGAUGUCAGUGACCGUGUUGCUCAGCUUGCUAGUGCUGAUGGUCAAUUUAAUCGCGUCAUCCGCAGUAGCAUCAACGGUCGCAUCGGCGACACUUGUGUCUAGACCAGUCAUGGCUUCAUCGCUUGUUGUUCGCUUCAUCUUCGAUCCCGUCAAGCGCAGCAAAGGUGCGCUCUGUGAGGACCCCUUGGCAGUGGCAGAGACGCUGUCGUUAGGGGAAUUGGCGGCCUUUUUAGAGUAG
Molecule: messenger RNA, 447 nt
Organism: Babesia ovata
Lineage: Eukaryota; Apicomplexa; Aconoidasida; Piroplasmida; Babesiidae
Exons: 1
Coding region: 1-447 (148 amino acids)
Source: RefSeq, a predicted model, not a curated record